Triticum urartu is the source of this 1372-nucleotide messenger RNA. RefSeq names its product vacuolar-sorting protein BRO1. Gene Ontology annotation, cellular component: endosome. NCBI's taxonomy places the organism in Eukaryota, Viridiplantae, Streptophyta, Magnoliopsida, Poales, Poaceae. Gene Ontology annotation, biological process: protein transport to vacuole involved in ubiquitin-dependent protein catabolic process via the multivesicular body sorting pathway. The record is from RefSeq and is a predicted model, not a curated record.
AAAACCUGGGGAAAACUGAGGAAGUCGUCCCUUUUCGUGUACCCUUCCUCUUCGCCAUCUAUGUCGCGGCCGCUCCCCCCGAUGCUCUCCGUGCCGGAGAAGAAGACGGCCGCCGCCGAGCUCUUUCGCGACCGCCACUUCUUCAACUCCCCCGUCUUCACCGAUCUCCGCGACGCCCGCGCCUCCGUCUCUGCCCCGAACCCCCAAACCCAGCCCCCCUCCUCCAGCCGCGCCCUCCUCCUCCGCUACCACCGGCUCCUCUCCUCUGCGCGGGACGACCCCUGCGCCUUCGACGACAACCUAGCCUUCACCUGGCACGAUGCCUUCAGGCCCAACCUCAAGAACACCUCCGCGUCCCUCCGGUUCGAGAAGGCCGCCGUCGUGUUCAACGUCGGCGCGGCCUCCUCGAGGAUCGCUGCGGCCGUGGACCGGGCGGCGGAGGGAGGGGUCAAGGAGGCUUGCGGGGAGUUCCAGCGCGCGGCGGGGGCGUUCCGUGCGGUGGGGCAGAUGAUGGAGGGGGAGGAGGGGACGGUGGAUAUGAGCCCGGAGGCCGCGGCGAUGCUGGAGCGGCUCAUGCUCGCGCAGGCGCAGGAGUGCUGCUUCGAGCGCGCACUCGCGGCCGGAACGUCGCCGGCGGCGUGCUCCAAGGUGGCCAGGCAGGCUGCCUUGUACUACGAAGAAGCGUAUGCUGCACUGGUUAUCCCUCCAUUGCAGAACCACUUUGAAAGAUCAUGGUUGUCUCACGUCCAGUUGAAGGCUGCUCAAUUCAAUGCAGAAGCUUGCUAUCGGUAUGCUAUUGAAUUGCAUGACAAGAUGGAAAUUGGCGAGGAGAUAGCUCGACUGCAGUUUGGGAUUAAUGCAGUUGUUGAUGCCAAGAGAACUGCCAGGGGAGCUCCCGCUUCCCUUUAUGAUUCUGUUUCCAGGCUAGAACAAGAUAUGAACCAGAACUUGGAGAAGGCAGUGAAUGAGAACAACCGCAUCUAUCUUAUGAGAAUUCCAGCAGCCAAGUUGUUGUCUCCCUUGCCAUCAGCUUCACUUGUCCGGUCUGCUUCCAAGAGUGAGGUCUUGGAUGCAAAAGCAGAAACUGGCCUUUAGUCCUCAUAACUGAAUGCCUUGACAUUGUGAAAUGAAGCAAUGGCACACAUCCUGUGCCGCUGUUGCAUGCUAAAGAGUGUCUGCUGCAGCAGAGAUUAUCGGAAAGUCUCGUAUAGUCGUCGUGUAUCUAGGGUGUAGCUACAAUGUGUGUUGGCAUGUCAAGCUAGGACCGUUCUAGUUGAACCUUGAGAAAUGCUUGGUAGGCUGUUGCUGCUGGAAUCACUCAGGCUUCUGUGAUACUCCUUUUGUGCCGUAAUGAAAAGUUCAUCUGCUGUCA